Pseudoliparis swirei is the source of this 3210-nucleotide messenger RNA. RefSeq names its product thioredoxin domain containing 5 (gene txndc5). Gene Ontology annotation, cellular component: endoplasmic reticulum. Bases 56 to 1306 code for a protein of 416 amino acids. Gene Ontology annotation, biological process: protein folding. The transcript is spliced from 10 exons. Lineage: Eukaryota; Metazoa; Chordata; Actinopteri; Perciformes; Liparidae. Gene Ontology annotation, molecular function: protein disulfide isomerase activity. The record is from RefSeq and is a predicted model, not a curated record.
GUCGGUCUUUUUCACUCCGGCAGGGACACCGUGCACCCAGCGAGAGAGAUUCACCAUGGCCCAAGCACUGAAUUGCACACCUUUCAUGUUGGGUUUUAUUUAUGUAUCGUUGCUGUUUACCAGUGUGCUUUGCGACGCGGACGCAGAAGAAGAUGAACAUGCCAAGCACACGUACACGGUGGAUAUGUUCAAUGAUGCGGUGCCCACUGCGCCCCACUUUGUCAUGUUUUACGCCCCAUGGUGCGGCCAUUGCAAGAAGUUACAGCCAUCAUGGAAUGAACUGGCAGACAAAUACAACAACAUGGAGAAGCCCCCAGUGUAUGUGGUAAAAGUAGACUGUGUCCUGGACACCAAGUUCUGCUCCAAUGUCCACAAGGUUAAGGGCUACCCCACGCUAAUGCUGUUCAAGCCAGACCAGGAGGCAAUCAAGUACCAGGGGACCAGAGAUCUGAAUUCUCUGGAGACUUGGAUGUUGAAGACACUCCAGGAGGAGCCUUCAGAACCAGAGAGUGAACAGGAGCCUCCUAAAGCCCCAGAGCCCAAACAGGGCCUGUAUGACCUGACUGCUCUCAACUUUAAAGCCCACAUAGCCGAAGGUGCCCAUUUUGUUACAUUCUUUGCCCCAUGGUGCGGUCACUGCAAAGCUAUUGCCCCAAUCUGGGAGCAGCUGGCCACCAGCUUUGAGCACUCUGAUGAUGUCAAGAUAGGAAAGGUGGACUGUACACAGCAGUAUGAAGCAUGCUCUGAGAACGGCGUUCGUGGAUAUCCCACUCUGCUCUUCUUCAACAAUGGACAAAAGACCGAUCAGUACAAAGGAAAAAGGGACCUGGACUCCUUUAAAGACUUUGUGGACAACCAACUGAAGGCUGCUGUCGCUCAGGAACCAGAACAAGAGCCAAGCGAAGAGCCAAGCGAAGAACCAAACGCAAACGAGAUCCCCACCGAUGAGCCAGCCAGAGAGGAGAUACCGUCCGGUGUUCUGGACCUCACAGAGGCUAACUUUGACGCGACGGUGGCCAGGGGCCUCACCCUCAUCAAGUUCUACGCUCCAUGGUGUGGCCACUGUAAGAACCUCGCACCGACGUGGGAGGAUCUUUCCAAGAAGGAGUUUUCCGGCCUGACUGACGUCAAGAUAGCCAAAGUGGACUGCACUGUUGAGCGCACACUCUGCAACAAGUACUCUGUUCGAGGUUACCCCACCUUGAUCAUCUUCAGGGCGGGGGAGCAGGGUGACGAGCAUCAUGGGGGGCGGGACCUUGAGAGCCUGCACAGCUUUGUGAUGAAGCAGGCCAGAGACGAGCUGUAGUCACUGUCCAGCACUCCGCUCGUCCACACUGUGUCUCUGGCCGGUAGGACACCACCCUCUACUCCGGCGGCCAACCCGCUCUCCUUUGCUCCACUCGGGUUCUCUUCAGGAAGGAGUCAGCCAAUCAUGGGAUGACUCAUCAGUGUUCGUUUGGGAUGUGAAUAUUUUUUUCAUUGCUGUUGCCAAACCUUAAAUCUCAAUGGAAAAUACGAUCCUCUUGGUUGGGUCUGCAAAUUAAGAAAUAUGUCGGACAACCACUUUGCUAGCACCGCUCAAUCAGAACCACUCAGAUAAAAGGUCUCUUUAUCAAAUUGGUCGCACUAAAAGGUGUUUCUGAUGAACCUCUGUAGCCAUUUGACUUUUUUAAAUGCAGAAUGUUAUACGUGGGAUUUGUUGUUAAGUUACAAGCCAUUAAUGUUGAGUUACUGUCGGUCAGAAGUUCCUGAAUUUCCUGUCAGCCAGAUGUGAAGUUGCGGGUCCUUUCUCUCCAUGCCAGAGAUGGCCGGUCUGACUCGGGGAAACUCCUGCCGACUGGAAGAAGUUGUGAAGGGGAAUGAUUGUUAUCACAGAUCUGAUCAUCGAGAGGUUUUUUUUUCUUGAUGAGGAUUUAGAAUCUUUUGGAAAGAAGAUAAAUUAGCGAGGCGUGGUAAACUGAACAUCACAAUUAUACUUCUUUUUCUGACUCCGGUGAUCUCAAUCAGCCAUCCAUCUCUGCUCCUCCUAGAUCUACAUGUUUGUGGUCUGGACCGUUUUGCCCCAUAUCUCCGCUAGUGAACAUCUUUAGUUACUGCUGCUACCAUCUCUAAAUUCAUCUUCAAAUGUAGUGCACCCAAUAUGAAUGUAAAGUGUCUGCAGUAUAUUUCUCAGGCUACGUCCAAAGGAAGCAGUAAGUGGAGCAGGAAAAGACGGUUGGUGUUGCAGGUAACCGUGCUGAGCCUCCACCUUGGAGACACUCGACUGUCAUUCACAAGACUUUAUGAUCUUUUCCAGGAAGUAAUGUUUCGUCAGCGCUUUGACAACCUUGCCUCCGGUGGAUAUUUUUGCAACGAUACUUUCGAGGGCCUGAAAACGAACAACAGCUCCGGGUCAGGUGGGCGGACUCAUCGCCCUUCUGACCACUAUUGUGAUCUCGUCUUACCCGAGUGGCUGAACCAGCUUGAGUCUAUAUAAUUAGCUUUCCUGCUCCCAGAUAUUGUUUCCAGAUGUAAAUUAUCUAAUUUGGCCAAUGAUGCUGUGAAGCCAACAUCUUCAGACCCAAAACUGUGGCCUGAAUACAUAAGUGUACUUUAACUCUGCUGCGUGGAUAGUUGGGAGGCUGUGGUCGUAGGUACAGCGACACUAGCGGCCCGUUUACAGGUGUAACGGACCAGUAAAACUACCUGGCAUUUAUCGAUUUGGAACCAAAAUAAAUCAUAACUUGAUUGUUUAACAUGUUCCACUCUGCCUAUAACCGUUGGUGAGAUGGUUCGAACCGAAAUGUAAACGGUGUCAUAACCAUCAAAACACAAACACAAAUCCAACUUGUCGAAGAUGAAUUGGUGUUUAAAGUUUCAACGGUCGGCGGCCAAGAAGGUGUCACGGAGCUGGUUCCAGGUGCACCUGCGGUUUCUUUCCUGUGACUGACGUCAGCCGCCGGUGAGCCUCACACAGCGCUGUGAGGGUGUCUGCAGCACGAUGCACGCCACCUUGUUAUUGUCUAACCAGGAACACAAACAGUCAGAGACACAGCAGUUUUUUUAGUCUGUAAAGGUUUUUAUGGAUAGCACAUGGUCUAAGGAACUCCAGUGACAGAAGUAUUUUUUUCCUUAUGAAUCAUGGGCUGUGCACACCCAUGGGUUUUGUACAAAAAGUGAAUAAUGGCAAGUUGUAACAUGAGAUUUCAUAAUCAAAAAUUUCAAAAAUAA